AUGUUCAGGAUGAAAGGACGCGCUGGUUUGACGUCUUUCGAGUGUUUGCUGAUCGUCAUCUUUUCGCUGCUCCUGCUUACUUGUGUCGGAUUGUUAGUGCUGCUGUGGAUGGAUCAUCGGCCACUAGAUGGCGUCGAGCCAGGGGUGCUCGGCGGGAAGAUGAAGAUCAUAAGCGGUGCCACGUUCAGCGAGGAACUGAAGAAUUCCAGCAGUGAGCAGUUUAAGUCUCUGGCUUUUGAUGUCCAACACCUGGUGAGGGAGGCGUUCGGGCGCAGUCAACUCAACGAGCACUUUACGUCUUGUGAGGUCCUGCUCUUCACCCAGGGCAGCGUUCUGGUGAACUUUGACCUUUGGUUCACUCAGCCAGUCGACAGUCAGGAGGCGGAGCAGCAGAUGAGGGCGGGCCUUCAAGACAGCAUGGGCUUGGUGGUGGACAGAGAUAGUGUCCAGAUUAGCGAGAAACACGUGGCAAGCACAGCGGCUCCAACUACACCUGUGACAGUUUGGUGUCCUCCUUAUCAGACUUCCUGCGCUGACCGACACAUGUGCAUCGACGCCGAUCGUUUGUGUGACGGCAUCCAGGACUGUGCUGAUGCCUCAGACGAAGACGCCAACCGAUGUGCAACAACGUGUGACGGACAGUUCAUUUUGCAUGGACCAAUGGGAUGGUUCUCUUCCAAGACCGACAACACCAGCGGCUUCUGUCGUUGGAUCAUCAGCGUCCAAACUGGAUUUUCGGUCCAAAUCAACUUCUACAAGUUUGAGAGCGAAGAAAACUUUGUCUUUCUGAGAUUGUAUGAAGGAGUUGGUGCUGAAAAGCAGCUUGAAGCUGAGCUGUCGGGCUCCGCUCCUCCCGGGAAGGUGUGGCUGCUGACCGACCGAUCCACCGUAGAGUUUUCCUGGGACGACAUAACCGGCACGAAUGGAUUCAACGCCACUUUCAGUGCCACCAAUGUGUCGCGGCUCACCGACGAGGAGAAGCUGACAUGCACGUUUGAGCAAGGCACGUGCUUGUGGAGACAGCGGCAUGAUGACGAUGGCAACUGGCUUCGAACCAGCGGCUCCACCUUCCCUCCGCUCAGCGGCCCGAGUGUCGACCACACACUAGGAAACCUGUCAGGUUUCUACUUUGUCACGCCUUUGAGUCCUGGCCAAUGGCCGAAGAGCUUCAGUAUCCACAGCCUGCCUUUGGCCCCACGCCCUCAGCACAUGUGCCUGCGCUUCUGGUAUCACAUGUUUGGAGAGGACGUGCAUCGUCUUCAAGUCCUGCUGCUCCAAACUUCUCCUUCGCAUCCUCACACCGACUUCACCCUAGUCUUCCACAGAGACGGUAACUAUGGCGACAACUGGAAUUACGGCCAGGUGCUCCUCAACCUGACAAAAGACACUCAGGUUGUGUUUGAAGCUUUGAAGAAAGGAGGCAUAAGGAAUGACAUCGCUUUGGAUGACAUUACACUGACGUCCGAGCCGUGUGGCCCCGCCCCUCCCGAACCUACCCUUGUGCCAACUCCGACCGCCAUGCCCACUGUACCAGCUGACUGCGGGGGCCCUUUUGAACUGUGGGAGCCAGACUCCAUCUUCAGCUCUCCAAAUUACCCACAAAACUACGGAAACAAAGCUCGCUGUGCGUGGACGCUGCACACCUCCCAUGGUCGAAACAUCCAACUUCACUUUCUGGACUUUGACGUGGAAGCUAACUUUGACAUGGUGGAGGUGAGGGACGGGGCGGGGCCAAACUCUACCUCACUGGUUGUUCUUACUGGCAGCAAAGUCCCCGCCCGGGACAUCUUCUCCACAACCAAUCAGGUGACAGUUUGGUUUUUCACGGACAGCUCAGUUAACGGUCGAGGGUUUAAAGCCAACUUCACGUCAGGACUCAACUUGGGUUCACCAGAGCCGUGCCCUGCAGACCAGUUCCAGUGUGAGACAGGCAGCUGUAUCCAGGUUAACCGUCAGUGUGAUGGAGUGCUCGACUGUCAGGAUGCUUCAGAUGAAGCUAAGUGUGUUGUGUUACAGAGGAACGCUUCAAGUCGUCUCCAGUUUCAGAUCGGCUCUUCUCUGUUCACUGUCUGUGCGGACACCUGGAGCCCUUACCUGUCUGACUUCACCUGUCAGUACCUGGGACACAGGUCGGGAUGGAGCUCUCCGCUGCUUGCCGUGCCAGGAGAUUCACCUUUCACGAGUGUCAAAGUCACCAGUGAUGGAGGUCUGGAAUCUAACGCGAGCGAAAUUUGUGUUGGUGACCAUGUGAUUUCUCUCCACUGUAACAACCAGCCAUGUGGCACUCGUUUUGUCAGCAAUGACAGCGUGGACCAAUCAGCAGCCAGGGAAAUUGAGGACAGAGUGGUUGGCGGGACUGACGCAGUGAAGGGGGCAUGGCCGUGGAUGGUAUCACUGUAUUGGAAGGGUCAACAUGUGUGCGGUGCCACAUUGCUUGGUCAUAAUUGGCUGCUGACUGCCGCCCACUGUGUGUACGGGAAAGAACGACCCCUCCACUUUUGGUCGGCAAAGUUUGGACUUUAUGCUCAGAGUGACGCAAGACGUGUUGACACGCGCGAACUCGAUCGCAUCAUCACCAACCGACAAUACAACCGACUGACCAAAAAUGGCGACAUUGCCAUGAUGCACCUAAAGAUGCCUGUCAACAUGACUGAGUUGAUACAACCAGUGUGUUUACCUGAAAAAGGUCAAGAGUUCACAGCAGGAAGGAAAUGUUUCAUUGCUGGAUGGGGACGAGAUGCUGACGGUUCUCUUCCUAAUAUUCUCCAGGAGGCCUUGGUACCACUGGUGGAACAGGAUCGGUGUCAGCAGCACUUGCCUGAGUACACCAUCACCUCCAACAUGCUGUGUGCAGGAUAUCAAGAGGGCGGAGUCGACUCUUGUCAGGGUGACUCUGGUGGUCCACUCAUGUGUCUGGAGGACGGAUACUGGACUCUCAUUGGUGUCACGUCCUUCGGCAUUGGUUGUGGUCAACCUGAACGGCCUGGCGUUUACGCCCGUGUCUCGUCCUUUGUGCCUUGGAUUGCAGAGACUCAACGCUCCUCCUCGCUGUGGAGGCCAUGACGACUGAUGACCUCAUCAAGCUGCGG
Molecule: messenger RNA, 3089 nt
Organism: Nerophis lumbriciformis (worm pipefish)
Lineage: Eukaryota; Metazoa; Chordata; Actinopteri; Syngnathiformes; Syngnathidae
Gene: tmprss15
Product: transmembrane serine protease 15
Biological process (GO): proteolysis
Cellular component (GO): membrane
Molecular function (GO): serine-type endopeptidase activity; protein binding
Source: RefSeq, a predicted model, not a curated record